Messenger RNA from Linum tenue, 1017 nucleotides. The record is from the annotation of a GenBank genome assembly. NCBI's taxonomy places the organism in Eukaryota, Viridiplantae, Streptophyta, Magnoliopsida, Malpighiales, Linaceae.
AUCGCUGCUUCGCCGUCAAACUUUGCUUCCGCAUAAUUAAUUCACACCUUCACCUCCUCUCUCUCUCUCUCUCUCGCCUUUUCUGCGCAAGACAACCCGCCAGGCCUUCUGCGCUAGAUUCUUGGUACUCCAAGCAAAAUCCCCCCAUCUCCUCCUCUGCCUAGAAUUGAGAAACCUUAAAAACGUAGAGUAAAAAAUGAAAAAAUCCGGGCUUUUCGCUGCAUCCGUCGCCGCUGCCUCUGCAACUGCCAUCUCUGCGUCCUCAUCUCCUCCUCCUUCUCGCCAUCCCCCAAAGGAGGGUGCUUCGAACAACGAUCAACAGCAGAAGAGGACGGCAGCUCCGGCAGCGGAUAAGUUUGCUCCGAGAUUUGAUGGGCUGAGGUUCAUCGAAACGCUGAUUACUGCUCAUCGGUGAACAUAAAGAUGAGAAAGUAUUUGUAGAUUUCAUUCAUGCUGCUUCCUCUCUUUCUGGGGAUUCGAAAAAGAAAAAGGCAGCUGAUUCUCAAACACAGCCCGCCUAAUCAUUUCUGGUUUGAUUACCCACGAAUUAAACAGUAACAUAAUUUUUGACUUGUUUUUUUUUUUUCCUAUUAGUUUUCAGUUUCUUAUAAUUUGCCGCCCCUUUCCAGAAUUGUGAUAAGCUUUAACAGAGCAGGAAAGGAGAAUUGGAAUAUUAUUUGCACAAAUUUAGUAGUUUAAUGAUAUAGAUGCGGCUGAAUCGGAACUUGUCUUUCUUUCUCGUCUCUUUUCUCCAUUAUUUGUAUACUUUACGCGAAGACGGCCUGAUCCUUGAAUAUUGUUAGGUCAGUGAGGCCCCUCUUUCAGCCACAUGCUAGGAAAGGCUACAUGAUUGGUGGUUGGAUGGGAAGCCAUUAAGAUUGGUUACCCAUACCCAUGUUGACUCGCACGAAUCUACACAACAAAUUAAUUUCAACUAGAGCCCAAGUUUUUAAAUUCUAACCGGGUGCAGUAUAAAGCAAGUAUUUAAACUAUUAACCCGGGCUGAUCCAUGUACCC